UCUAUCACCUUAAAUAUACUAUAAAAUGUCCCAAGAAAACUCAAAGCUCACACUACAUUUUGUCACACUGGUAAGGGCAACAAGAUCAAGUAGAAAUGGAACCAAGAUUGUUCGAAGCAUCUCGUUCUGGAGAUAUUUCUGCAUUUCACUCAUUACUCGGGGAAGAUCCAUUUCUGCUUGAUCGAGUUGCGUUAAACUCUGUCGAUAAUCCUCUACACAUAUCAGCAAUGGCGGGACAAACAGAAAUCACAAAAGAAAUUGUGAGCAGAAAGCCAGCAUUCGCUAGGGAGCUAAGUGAAAAUGGUUUUAGCCCGAUGCAUGUCGCUUCGGCUAAAGGGCACGUUGAAAUUAUAAGAGAGCUUAUGAGAGUUGGAUAUGACAUAUGUCUUUUGAAGGGAAAAGAUGGUAAGGUUCCACUUCAUUGCGCGGCUUUGAAAGGCAGAGUUGAUGUUGUUAAGGAACAGGUCUGGGCUUGCCCCGAGUCUGUUAAAGAACUGACUGCUUUUGGUGAAACUGCCCUCCAUUUGGCUGUGAAGAGUAACCAGAUUGAGGCUGCAAGGGUACUGAUCGAGGAGAUAAGGAGGUUAGAUAUGAUGGAAAUUUUGAUUUGGAAAGAAAAGGAUGGGAACACCAUAUUACAUCAGGCGACCUUCAACAGACAACCUGAGAUUAUAGGUCUGUUAAUUGGUCAAGAAGCAGUUGUUUCUGGCGUUAACGUAAAUGCCAUAAACUCAAGCGGCUUUACGCCAAAGGAUGUCCUAGAUCUUCUGCUCCAAAGUGGAGGUGAUUGUUAUGAUAUUCAGAUUCAUCAGAUAUUUCAGCAAGCUGGAGCUUUGAAAGCCCGAGAAAGCACAACAGGCCCUGCACAUGUUCAAACCGAAGCAGAAAACUUUAACAAUAAGCAAAAAUUGCUAUCUUCUUCUUCAUGGAACCUAUGGAAGGAACUGAUGAAAGAGGUUACGGAAUCAUCAAGUGAAACUAAAAACUCAUUAAUGAUUGUGGCAGUCCUGAUAGCAAGGAUCACAUACCAAGCAAUUCUGAACUCUCCAAGUGGUUUUUGGUCAGACUCAGAUAAUAAAAACAAUCCGACCGUCAGCACCGUUCAGAAGAGAUCUAGAACCAUGUCGCCUGGAGAGGCUGUCAUGAGUAAAAACCCUCCAAUCUUUUCUGUGUUCAUCGGUUUUAAUUCAAUUGGUUUCAUUGCAUCAGUUGCCAUGAUCUUUCUCCUCACCAGUGGAUUCCCUUUCAGGGCAGGCUUGCGGCUGGCCAUGUUUUCAAUGAUUGGUACUUAUGUCGUAGCUAUAAUCUAUAUAGGUCCAACGAAAAUGAGAGAUAUAUAUAUAACGGUCACUGUGAUGGGAAUUCUAUUUCUUGUGGAGUUUGCACGGUUUACCAUAUGGUUGCUCAAGAAAUGGAGAGUUGGUCCAGAUACAAGGAGAAAGCAUUAGAGACGAACGUAAAUCGACAUGGAAUUUAGAAUGUGGCUCCUCUUUGUACAAUGAAUUGAUUCAGUACCUCGGAAUUAUACUCCUCUGACAACGAUUUUGCUCAGGGAGAAAGAACAGCUAAAACAUGUUUGAUGAGUUUUAUGGUGUUUCACGAUUUUGUUGUGUCUGGGAUUUGGAUGAUUGUUAAGCAUGUUUGUUAGGGAUUUUGAGUUGAAAUUGUUUAGGAAAUAUUUUGUAAAUAGGGUAUAUUUUGUUUUUGUAUAAGGGGAGUGAGCAAAACCUCCCGAUAGGGAUAUAUUUUCUCUUGCUUUGGAGGGUUAUGGAAUUUUGUAACCUAUCUUUUAUGAAAUUCACA
Molecule: messenger RNA, 1803 nt
Organism: Theobroma cacao (cacao)
Lineage: Eukaryota; Viridiplantae; Streptophyta; Magnoliopsida; Malvales; Malvaceae
Source: RefSeq, a predicted model, not a curated record